Molecule: messenger RNA, 3784 nt
Organism: Acanthoscelides obtectus
Lineage: Eukaryota; Metazoa; Arthropoda; Insecta; Coleoptera; Chrysomelidae
Source: the annotation of a GenBank genome assembly
GGUGUAUAUACAAUUCGCGUAACGUGAUCUCACGGCUGUACCCGAAUAUUUACACAUAAGGCCUUCGAGAUGUCGUCAGGGGCGUCCGGCGGCGGUGGAGGUGGCGGAGCUGCCAGUGGCGGCGGCAACUCGAAUCACCAAAGGGGCGCCGCUCAGCGACCCAACGGCCAAACCCAGAACAAAAUAUGCCAGUUUAAACUGGUGCUAUUGGGCGAGUCUGCUGUAGGGAAAUCAUCGUUGGUGUUGCGGUUCGUCAAAGGACAAUUCCAUGAGUACCAGGAGAGCACCAUCGGGGCCGCUUUUCUCACGCAGACCAUCUGUCUCGACGAUACUACUGUCAAAUUUGAAAUUUGGGACACCGCGGGACAAGAAAGGUACCACAGUUUAGCGCCGAUGUACUACCGUGGCGCGCAGGCGGCUAUCGUGGUGUACGACAUCACGAACCAGGAUACGUUCGGUAGGGCCAAGACAUGGGUCAAAGAGCUGCAACGACAGGCGUCACCCACCAUCGUGAUAGCGUUGGCCGGCAAUAAACAGGACUUGGCCAACAAGAGGAUGGUCGAGUACGAAGAGGCGCAAGCGUACGCGGACGAGAACGGUCUGCUGUUCAUGGAGACCUCCGCCAAGACGGCGAUGAACGUCAGCGAGAUCUUCUUGGCGAUAGCUAGGAAAUUGCCGAAGAACGACCAAUCCGGGGGCGGCGGUGGCGGCGCCGGGGGCAGCAGCCAGGGACGGCGACUGGCCGAGGGCGAUUCAGGCUCCAGGGGCCCCGCCGGAGCCUGUUGCAAGUGAUGGACGCCACCAAGGCGGAUGAUGGCACAGCCGGCAGCAUAGUGAUAUACAUAUACAUACAUAACACAUACACACACCAACCAUCCGCUUGCGGCGAGUUGAAAGUCAAUAACAACAGCAAUUGUAUAGGAGAGCAUAGAGAGGUACAUCGCCACGUUCGUUCAUUGUGUCUCACUGAGGCAUUUCUCGUCUUGGUCUUUUUUCGAUGGUUAAUUCGGGAGGAAUGUGCGGUUAGUUGCAAUCAUUUUUUUUUCUGUGAUAAUUGAUAAUGUUUUACGUACUACACCGGGAACAAGACUGCUGUUUACACAUUAGCUGCAAUCCGUUGAGCGCGAAAUAUAAUUUUCAAAUACCAACGAUGUUGAUAUUCAGUAUUGUGACACAGGUAGGCGCUCAUAUGUUUUUGCUAGUCUCUGCUUAUCUCUAAUGAUAUGUUUCUUGACUUGUCCGAACAUUUAGUUGUCAUGAUUCAUGAUUCUGUUUGUUUUAAAGUAAUACAUUUGAAAACAGAGUUGCCGCUAUUGAAAAUAGAUGUUUAUUAUACUUUUCUACCGUUAUACAUUUUUGCCAUACAUUUUGAGAAAGCAGUAGUUGAUUUAUGGAUCCAUUUCAACAAAUGUAAAGGUGUCCGUGUUUUAGCUCGUAUAACUAACAUAAACCACGAGCGCGUGAUAUCUAAAAAUUUCGGAAAAAUAUAACCAUCAACUUUGUAUAGAAUUAAUAUGGCGCGAAAAGAAACACAAUGCAUUUCAUUGUGAAAACGUUUUAUGGUUUCGUCUGAGCUUGCAAUUUUCUAGUCACAAGACGAAAAUGCUCAAAGUACUAAAAAAUUUGGACCAAAACAUCGCUCGACAAAAUAGUGUUUAUAUGAUAAGAAAUCGGCUUUUUAUGAAUCGCAGAACAACUCCUGAUGCAACUACCGAACAAUUCUCCUUAACAUUGUAAGUAUACACGGCGCUACUAGAACUUGGUGUACACUGUCAAAAUGCAGUGAAUAUGUAUGUAUAUGAUACAGGGCGUAGGCGCUGGGUGUUAUUUAUAGGUUAUGAAGAAUUUUAUAAGCCUGUGGGGUCCAGAUCUUCUCAGCAUUGUGAUUGAUUGGAAAGGAAAAUCAAUUGUGCGAAGAAACGAUUUUUUAAUUAAGCAUUAAGUCGUAUUCUUUAAGAUUAUUGCCGAGAUAUAUGAAUUAUUUAUUAUAAAAUUAAUUACAUUUCUGAUGAGUAAUUUUUUAAUAUGUGUCCAUUUUGUAAGAAAUAGAUAAUUUUAGCGAAACCAAACUUGUAAACGCUACAUUCUUACUAACAGAGUUUCAAUCCAGCAGAUAAAGAAGGUCAAAAUGUUUUGGUUUUGGUAUUUUUUGCUGCUGGUUGACAUGGCUACAUGUCAGAUGGGUAAAGGUAGAAUUUAUUUAGAAAACCUGCGCAGAAAAAAUCUAGCCACCCAAUUUCGAGCACCAACCUUGUGAUUGUUUGAGACUUUUCAUCUCAAAUCAUGGCGGAGUUUGCACUUUGGCCAAAUGACAUAAUAGCUUGGAAAAAACUUUAUCCGUGAAGUUGUGAAAUUUACAUCGGUAGCAUUUUGGCAAUUGAGAUGGUUAUUGUGAUAAGUAUAUGAAUUUUUUUACAUUGUUGUUAAAUAUCUGACAGUGUAGGCUAAAGUCCUAAAAAGAGAAUAGAUUGACCAUAUUCAGCUCCAGCUAAAUGUUUUUUAACAGUCUAAGGUGUUUCAUUAAUUAUUGGUCCUUAGAAUUCCUUUUUAUACUUUAAAGUGCAAUUAAUUGAUUAAUUAGACCAUUCAUAGCGUAUUAUCGUAAAUUGUAUUAUAUAGGGUAUGGAAAACAGAAUCAUACAAGAUGGUUUUGAAUUUGAUAUCAAAACAUUGCAUGUUGUCAAUCCUCAAAUUGCAAGAUUUCAGCAUUUUCAUAAUAAUGCGGUAUUUCUCUUGGAAAUACCUGUAAAACUCGUAUUGUCAGCUACUAAUAAACUAGGAAUCAUGCAACUAAGAAGCUUACAAUAUUGUCUUGGAUGCAUCAUUGCAACUAAUCAGUUUUUGUGAUCACAUACAGAUAUCAGAUAAUUCUUUUUUUCAUACCCUGGGAAAAUUAAAUUAGUACCGUCACUCUGAAUACCGACAUUUUAUUUAUACUUUCUUAUAAUGGGUAUGUACAGGGUGUUCAUUUGAAUAUUUCCCAGCACGGAUUUGUCGGAAACCACUGAUUAAAAGAAAAAACGCCGAGACACGUCAAAAGAUUUGUCAAGGGGGACAACUUUUUAACCAAUGACUACUUCAUUCGAUUUCAAGAAAAUUAGAAAAAUCUUUAUUUAACUUAAUUUGUUCAGACUGAAAACAAAAACAGUUUUAAUUUCAAUAAGCGUUCAAAAUGUUGUCCGUUAUUGUCGAAACAAUGAUAUAGGCGAUGAUAAUGAUUCCUGACGGACAUUUUCAAAAGCAUGUUGUGGAAUAUCAUGGCACCAGUAAACACAGUAGAUUUCAAAUGGCCCCAUAGAAAAAAGUCUAAUGGCGUCAUAACAGGAGAUCUAGCAGGCCAUUCUAAAGGCCCUCUUCGCCCUAUCCAUUUAUCUAGAAACUCGUCGUCUAGCCAUUGCCGAACCGGACGAACAUUGCAGGAAAUAUACUUCAUCCUCUUCGAUUUGGUUUUCAAUGAUUUCAGUGAUAAGUGAAUUGAUCGCAUGAUUUUGACCACCAUAAAUUAGAAUCAUUUCCACUCUUUCGGCUAGUGUGUAAACCACUUUGGAAGUAAAAUCUGAAUCAAUAAAUUAAUUUUCACUAUCCGAAGAUUGUCACAAAGGUGACACCAAAUUAAAUUCUUUCUUCCUCUUAACAACAUAUAACUAAACAGGUAUAACAGUAAACACAGUUCGGCCAGGUAUCUGUAUGGUGAAAAGAAUGCGGAAAAAAUUCGGGUUGUUAUUUGGUUGUUGCCGUUUCAAAUUAUAAACGAAUUAAAGAUUUGGCAAACCUUAACGGGCAA